Molecule: messenger RNA, 1891 nt
Organism: Pteronotus mesoamericanus
Lineage: Eukaryota; Metazoa; Chordata; Mammalia; Chiroptera; Mormoopidae
Gene: TAX1BP3
Product: Tax1 binding protein 3
Exons: 4
Coding region: 117-491 (124 amino acids)
Biological process (GO): receptor localization to synapse; embryo development; cell-cell adhesion
Cellular component (GO): cell junction; basolateral plasma membrane
Molecular function (GO): protein binding
Source: RefSeq, a predicted model, not a curated record
CUAUUCAUAAGGGGGCGGGCCCAGCCAGACGGCCUUUGUUAACCAGAGGGCGCGGUCCUUAGGAUUUUCGCUGCGGGUUUCGCUGAACGGUGCUUGGUUGCCAGAUUGGGGUCGAGAUGUCCUACAUCCCGGGCCAACCGGUCACUGCCGUGGUGCAAAGAGUUGAAAUUCACAAGCUGCGUCAAGGUGAGAACUUAAUCCUGGGCUUCAGCAUUGGAGGUGGAAUUGACCAGGAUCCCUCCCAGAAUCCUUUUUCUGAAGAUAAGACGGAUAAGGGUAUUUAUGUCACACGGGUAUCCGAAGGAGGCCCUGCUGAAAUUGCUGGGCUGCAGAUCGGAGACAAGAUCAUGCAGGUGAAUGGCUGGGACAUGACCAUGGUCACACACGACCAGGCCCGGAAGCGGCUCACCAAGCGCUCGGAAGAGGUGGUGCGCCUGCUGGUGACACGGCAGUCACUGCAGAAGGCGGUGCAGCAGUCCAUGCUGUCCUAGCAGCCUGCCCAGAUCCCAACACGUGCCUGCCUCCUCUUGUACAGUGACACUACUUCCACAGUCUGCUCCUAAUCCUUCUGCUGAGUCCUGGGCCCCCGCUCAGAAGGGAAAAGCUGGUCCCACAGGUCUGACCUGGCCUUCCUUCCCCUCCUACCAGUGGUCUGAGGCUCUGAGACCAGCUCUCCCUCGGACACGGAAAACUGGAAACAGCGGCCUGGAGCUGAGCUGUAGUCAGUCUGUAGUGACCACAGGCUUGGCCCCCAGACCCUGCCGCCUGGUCUUGGAAAUGCCCAGGUGAGCAGGAGGCCCCACUUCUGAGAGCAGCUACAAAACAGUGCCAGGCGGGGCCAGCCUUUCCCACACUGCCCUGGCUGCGGGGCUCGGCCCUGCCCUGUCUCAGCUCCAAAGUGCCUGUGUCCCACGCUUUCCCCUGUUGCGCAGGGGGAAUUCAGCACUGCCAUAGGCACGACGAAGCUGGCCAGGACGGAAGCCAGGCAGGCUCACAGUGCACCCAUCGCACCCCCACUCCCCUGCGGGGUGCUGGCCUCCCCAGGGCUUGCCAGCUCACAAGAUUUAGACAGGAUUGAGGCUGACAUUUUAGGGCAGUUCUCAGGACUGCCAUUUUCCCUUGUGCCUGUGGGUUUAACUUUUGUAUUUUUUUAAUCACAAUUUUGAUACAAAGCAUUAUUAUUUGGAGAUGCCAAUUCUACUUUUGAAUGUAGAUUACUAAUUCAAUCUGGGAAUGAUGACUCUUAACAAGUGAACAUGCCUCACUUUGGUCACUGUGGAAAUGGGGCAGUAUGAAGCCAGCUGCCUGACACCUGACAUCUUGUGCCCAGUGAACAGUGCUGGAAUCCACAGUGGGUCUUCGCUGAGGCACAGGGGUGGGGUCCCCGGGGGGUGGAUUAUGGAGAGAGCUUUGGUUGUAAGGCUGGCUGACCUGGCCCCAGCUCCUCUAUGAAGCCCCACUUCUCCCAGGUCUACCUGACACGGUGCUCUGCCUGGCCACAUCUAUGGAAUAUGUGCAGGCACCUUCACUGCAAGUGCGCAGGGAGUCCCCAACUUCCCUUAUGAACUUGGUCUCAGUUCCCACCCAGGAGGGGCCUCAUGGACACCGAGGGGUUCAUGGGAGAAUUACCCAGCCCCUAAAACUCUUAAGAGCGCUCAGUUGAUCACAGGCAGGGACGCAACCCCAAGUUUCCAGGGCUGCCAUCUGACAAGACGGGGAACUGGAGAGCUCCAGGGUCUCUGGCUGGCUUGCCACAGGUUGCCUGCCCUACCAGCUCUGGGAAUUGCUGCCACUCAUGGACCCACUGCCAAGUCAGAUUUUCGAAGUCCCCUCGUUUUUAAAGUGUGACACCUUGUAACACUGGGUGGCCCAAAUAAAACAGGUGUGCAUA